ACAGGUCUGCCGAGCUACCUACUGUUAGGCAUUUUAACAUUGGAUUUGAAUAAGACGCCGCACCGCAAGCCAUCUGUGUCUCUUCCCACAAUGCCAUCACUUCUCAAGAUGUUAUCCUGUCUUUUAUUUGCUUUGGGUGCUCCAAAGGGGAGGGAGUUUCCCCCAUGGUGUUAGUUACAUCCUUCAAUCUUUUGUGACACCUUCUUUAGCUCGGCGGAAGCUUUUUAUAAGCUCGACAAAAGGACAGUAAAAGGUAAAGACCACGCAGCAGGUGAUGGGGGACCCGUGACGCAGCGCGUCCCAUUUUGCCGUGGAAGUGGCGAGGAGAGCGGUCCUACCACAUCUGUCAGCCUCGCCAUCACUAUUGCAAAGAGGAGGGGGCUCAGACGUGAUCCCUGAUGCCGGCCCACCUCAACCACUCUUCUCCUGCCCUCCCAUGACCAGUUCUAUUCUCACAUUCUUCUCUAUUGCGACAGCGAAGUGGCAUCGUGUUCUUGCAUGUUCCCCUAAAGGCUCUACAGAACAACCCACCCUCCUGUUAGACAUUUCAACAUUGCUUUUGCACAAAACGCAGCACCACAAGUCAGCUGUGUCUCUUCCCACUGUGCCAUCACUUCUCAAGGUAAAGACAACGCAGCAGGCUAUGGAGGACCCCUGGCAGAGGGCGUACACUUUUGCCGUCCAAGUGGCGAGGAAGGCCGGCGAGGAAAUUAGGAAAGCCGGCGAGAGCGAAAUCAAGGUGAUGACAAAAAGCUCGACCGUGGACCUCGUCACCAAGACGGACGAGCGGGUGGAGAAGAUCAUCAUCAAGUCCCUCAAAGAUGAGUUUGGAGCUGACACUUACAGCUUCAUCGGCGAGGAGUCGGUGGCGACCGGCAAACCGUGCCUCUUGACCGACAAACCCACGUGGAUCAUCGACCCCGUGGACGGGACCACCAACUUUGUCCACGGGUUCCCAUUCGUGGCCGUGUCUAUCGCUUUUGCGGUUAAAAAGGAGUUGGAGUUCGGCGUGGUGUACAGCUGCUUGGAGGACAAGAUGUACAAAGCCAGGAGAGGGAAAGGCGCUUUCUGCAACAACGAGCCCAUCCAGGUGUCGGACGUGGAAGACAUCCACAAGUCCAUCAUCAUCUCCGAGCACGGGACGGACAGGACCCUGGAAAAGGUCACCAAGAUCUUCUCCACCAUGCAACGGAUCCUCCGCAUCCCAGUGCACGGGCUGCGCGGCUCGGGCACCGCCGCCACCAACAUGUGCCUGGUGGCGUGCGGGGCGGUGGAGGCCUUCUUUGAGAUCGGGAUCCACUGCUGGGACAUCGCGGCGGGGGCGGUGAUCGUGACAGAAGCCGGCGGAAUUCUGCGGGAUGUCGACGGGGGGCCGUUCGACUUGAUGUCCCGGAGGAUGGUGUCGGCAAACAAUGAGGUUAUCGCUAAACGGAUCAUUAAGGAAAUCGAAAUAUUCCCCGUGGAGAGGGACGACGCCGAGCUCAACAAGAAAUGAGAGGAUCCUCGCACACCUUACACACACACACACACACAGAAGACAUUCUGCCCUGUCUUCUACAUUUUCUCACAAUAAAACAAUUACGCUACAAACGA
Phycodurus eques (leafy seadragon) is the source of this 1593-nucleotide messenger RNA. RefSeq names its product inositol monophosphatase 1-like. Gene Ontology annotation, biological process: signal transduction; phosphatidylinositol phosphate biosynthetic process; inositol metabolic process. Lineage: Eukaryota; Metazoa; Chordata; Actinopteri; Syngnathiformes; Syngnathidae. The record is from RefSeq and is a predicted model, not a curated record. Gene Ontology annotation, molecular function: inositol monophosphate 1-phosphatase activity. Bases 437 to 1495 code for a protein of 352 amino acids. The transcript is spliced from 13 exons.